UUUGCGGGUUCAACCAACAAGGCACAGCAUCGCGAAACAAAACCAAGAGAACAAGGAAGCACCCGCGCCCGAUUUGCUUGUCUGUUGAGACGCAGCUCUGCGGAGCCCUUGCGGCCCGGAGCCGGCUGUGGGCCGGGCCAGACGAGCUCCGACGCGACUGGCCGGGAGCCUGUGGCCUCAUCGUGUCCGGGAAGGCCGGCCUGAGCGCAUUCGCCCCCGCCGCGUUCUCGACGUCCUCGCACCUGGACGGCUCAGCGCUGCGCCAUGGCCCGUGGCCUGGACGCGGCGCGCAGCUUUUUGGAGCGGCUGGAGGCGCGUGGCGGCCCGGAGGGGAUGGCUCUGGCUCGCGAGUUCAGCGAUAUCCGUGCCUGCUUUGACGCCUGGAAGACUGACAACGUGUGCUCCACAGAGGCUGGCAGUGUCUCCAAGAAUGUGGGGAAGAACCGCUACAAAGACGUGGUGCCCUAUGAUCAGACACGAGCGAUUCUCUCCCUGCUUCAGGAGGAGGGACAUGGUGACUACAUCAAUGGCAAUUUCAUUCGGGGCGCAGACGGAAGCCAGGCCUACAUCGCCACACAAGGACCCCUGCCGCAUACCUUGAUAGACUUCUGGCGCCUGGUCUGGGAGUUUAGGGUCAAGGUGAUUCUGAUGGCAUGUGGAGAGACAGAGAAUGGGCGGAAAAAGUGUGAACGUUACUGGCCCCAGGAACAAGAGCCACUACAGAUUGGGCCAUUUUGCAUCACUCUGAUAAAGGAACUGGCACUGAAUGCAGACAUCAUCCUCAGGCUCCUCUUGGUCACAUUCCAGAAGAAAUUCCGUUCUGUGCACCAGCUGCAAUACAUGUCCUGGCCAGACCGUGGGGUCCCCAGAAACCCUGACACUGUACUCACAAUGAUAGAGGAAGCCCGCUGCCUCCAAGGAUCUAGCCCUGGACCCUUCUGUGUCCACUGCAGUGCUGGCUGUGGGCGAACAGGUGUCCUGUGCACUAUUGAUUAUGUGAGGCAGUUGCUCCUGACCGAGAUGAUCCCACCCGACUUCAGCCUUUUUGAUGUAGUCCUUGAGAUGCGGAAGCAGCGGCCUUCAAUUGUGCAGACAGAGAAGCAGUACCGGUUCCUGCACCAGGUAGUGGCUCAGAUGUUCUACUCGGCUCUCCAGAAGACCAGCCCCGAGGACCAGAACCUCAAGGAGAACUGUGCUCCACUCUAUGAUGAUGCGCUUUCUCAUUGGACUUCCACAGACCUUCCUGCCAACCCUGGCCCACCGGGCACAGUUCUCAGGAGCAUCUCGAUGCCGGCAACACAGCCCCUCGCCAUGGCGGACACCUACGCCGUGGUGCAGAAGCGCAGGGACCCUGCAGGCGCCGCCCCGGAGGGGCAGGAGAGCAGCGCAGUCGAGAAGCCGCUCUACAGCCAGGUGAUGCCGCGGGCUCAGAGGCCUGGGGCGCACGCGGAGGAGGUGCAAGGGGCGUCGCCAAGCUGCUCUCCUGCUGACCGAAGCUCUGCCGGCCAGGAUGCUUAUGAAGAUGUGGCAGACGGAGCGCAAACUGGUGGGCUAGCAUUCCUGCCUCCACCCUUCCAGCUGCAGGAAGGGGAGGUGCGUCUCAUAGAUCAAGAUCUGUGUGCAUGGUUUUAUGAACCUCCACCUAGCAUCAAGGACCCCAAUGCCUACAUGGUGAAGGAGGACAUGCUGUGUGCUGCAGAAUUUGAAAAGCAGAGAUCUGUCUGCAGAGGAGACUCCGGGGGUCCCCUUGUCUGCCCAGUACAAGGAGUCUGGUAUCUGGUAGGGGUGGCCAGUUGGAGCACAGAGUGUUUGAAGCCUGUGGGCCCAAGCGUCUUUGCCAAGGUCUCCUACUUUUCCCAGUGGAUUCAGGAGAAGAAGAGUGCCAAUCCUGAUCCUGACAUUGUCUUGGCCCCUACUACAGAAAAGACUCCAGCCCUGACUACAGAAAAGACUCCAGGCCUGACUGCCUUUAAUCCUCAGGACACUGUCAAACCUCAGGUUUUCAUGGUCCUGCUGUCUUCUCAGAUCUUCCUGCUGCAGCUCAUUUUGCUGAGGAACAGGUGAUGGACCCACAGCAUCCCAAUGUCUAGGCUUUGCCCACAAGUGUCCUGGCUGAGCUCUGCACUACCUUUCUUUGCUUCUCCCCUUGGGCUUGCCUGUCCAUCUGAGGCCAACUGUGUUCCAGGACUGACAAAAUAAAAGCAAACAAAGGGAGAUCUGGCUCUUAUUUCUCACACAUCAUUGCUGUACCUCAUGCCCUGCUGGGCACUGAGCUGCCUGGUAUGAACCAGUGUCGUCCUUCUUUCCCUGGGCAGAGACACUCAGGGGACUACACUGGCCAUGUGGGAGCUUUGUGGCGCAACUUGGGCAGUUGAAUCCCACAAAUUGAGUCUCCUGUCAGGCCCUAAAGGGCAUGUGUUCUUUCAGAAUAAUGAGCCAAAAUACUGGGUCUGGGAUGUAACCCUGUGGAGGAGCACUGUGUGCUUCCACAGUGGGCACGAAGAAUCCCGGGGCUCACAGAAGCUCUUGUGGAAAAGCUGCAGUGAUAGACAGCAAAGGAGCCUGAGGUUCAAGAACUUUCUUUUAAUAUGUGAACUAGCUUGAAUAAUUUGUCAAACACAGCCAGGUACCUGAACUGGGCAUAAAAAGGAAGGAAUUUGGACUCGAGAAAUUAACCAGUUAGUGAGAGGAUCCUGGAGAAACUGGAGGUAGUCUUGCGGUAGUUGUACCUGGGGUAAAGGGUAGAACAGGGAGCAGACAGUUUUGAGAAGACCAUUGACCUACCAAGUCUUCUCUUGGUCCCCCAUGGUUUUAAUCAAGGUCCAUCACCAUUGCUCAGGUGCCAGGACUGCAGAGCAAGUGUCAUGAGUGCUCCCCCAGCCACCCAUGAGCCAUUGUGUCCCCAAAUCUGGUUGUGGCUUAGAAACACAAUGUCCCAAAAUGGCUCAGGUGUUCAGAGGUGGGGCUUUCAGAAGGUGACUGGGUAAUGGGGCUGGUGUGAGUGACUUGUUAGUAAGCAGUGGGCCUGAUUGGUGGGCGU
Cavia porcellus (domestic guinea pig) is the source of this 3040-nucleotide messenger RNA. RefSeq names its product protein tyrosine phosphatase non-receptor type 18 (gene Ptpn18). The transcript has 16 exons. The record is from RefSeq and is a predicted model, not a curated record. Bases 265 to 2064 code for a protein of 599 amino acids. Lineage: Eukaryota; Metazoa; Chordata; Mammalia; Rodentia; Caviidae. Gene Ontology annotation, cellular component: nucleus; cytoplasm. Gene Ontology annotation, molecular function: non-membrane spanning protein tyrosine phosphatase activity; serine-type endopeptidase activity. Gene Ontology annotation, biological process: peptidyl-tyrosine dephosphorylation; proteolysis.